Molecule: messenger RNA, 6060 nt
Organism: Ochlerotatus camptorhynchus
Lineage: Eukaryota; Metazoa; Arthropoda; Insecta; Diptera; Culicidae
Gene: rgn
Product: regeneration
Exons: 10
Coding region: 1692-3179 (495 amino acids)
Source: RefSeq, a predicted model, not a curated record
CUCGAGAAUCAGUUGCUUUUCGGCGUUCGGCACUUGAACAGCUCUUUGGCUUUACUAAACCAGCUUUCGGGGUAACUUGGAAGUGAUCGUUGAACACUUUGGCUUUCAAUUUGUUAGGGCAGCUGGUCGGUUCGCAAUUUUCGUGUAUUUUUCCGAGUGUUUGGAGUUUUUGUGAUACGACCAAUUCUACAAAACACCAAGCGACUCCAGUGGCAGUAGUGCUACAAUUUCUGUGUUUUGUCGCAAAGAAUCCUUCCGACUCAGUCGGUUGGAAGGAGAAGAGAGUGUUGAGGAAGGCCUCCGGAAGCCUCGGCGAUUGUUGUUUUGUGUGGAGGAGAAGUGGAAAUUUUUGUAUCUUGAAAUCCGGGGAAGUCGGUGAUACAAGAAACGAAGUUUUUGAAUUUGUGUAGAUUGAUUUAUUGGAAAAAUUUUAAGUGCUUGUGAAGAAAACUGCAAAGUGGUGAGGUGAAACAGCUUGGGAAUUUAAAGGUGUGUGAAAAAUUGGCAGCUCUUCGUGGAAGAGAAUUCAGAAAAGAUUCCAACCGGGUUCUCGCCGCAGACGUAGACGAAGGUAGCAGACGGAGAAUUCCACAAAUCGAAUCGGUAGAUUGUGCGAUUCCCAAAGCUCAGCGACGACGGUGAACAUUUCACUUCCCGCGUCGAAGAAAGCAAAACAAAAAGUGUACCCAACCUACAGAAAAUUUCGCACAGCGUGAAACCGCAGUCUCUCUAGUAAAACAAAACGAAGAAUACGUCAAUUCUUCGGAAUACCCAAUUGCUCUCGACGACCGCGUGCUCGUAGGCCCACCACUCAGCUGGUGUUGUUAUCUUUGGAAAUUCAUCUCAACCCAACGCGCACCCUAUCGCCAUAUCUAGUACAUAUAUGCAUUAGAUAGGCGAGCAAAUACCGCGAAAGGUAGCGCCACUGCCAGCCGGCCGUCUCCGGUUGUAUUCUUUUCCCUUUCCUUUUUUCCAUUUCGGGAGUGUUGCUUGAACAGCCCGCGCACGGGACCGCUCGGUUUCAGAACUUUAGCGAAGUGUACUGUAGCUGAGUGUUGGUUGGGUUAAGUUAAAAAAAAUAGUCCAGUAGCGGUGAAUCAACGGCAUCUACCUUAACUGGUGACCGUGUACAGACGAACGGAGAACACCGAAGUGAUAACCGACGUGGAUGUCGAGCAAGAUUCAACAGCGAUAAUCGAAUAUAAGCUAAAGAUUCCCCGCUAAAUGUUGAACAACUUGACGAAUCUACAAGAAAACGCCAGCAUUAGCACGGCAAACGCUUCGCCUCGCAACUACACCAAAACCUGAAACCACUCUUUAUAAGCAAACGAUCCGUACUCUCAACGCGACGACGAAGCACCGAACACUGAGAGGAAACGGAUCCAAUCAGCAGGCAUAAACGACAAAACCGUAGGACCAAUUAGGUUGCUCCUCGAGCAGAGAGAGUAUUUUAAUUAAGACAAACAUUUCAUCAACCCCGAUAGGGAUCAGGUGGUUGACGGAGGGGACAACAUUAGUGCUUGCACAUUGCUACCCACAAAAAGAAACCAAAACUCGGAUUGAUUGGAUGUGGUAGUUCCGGUUUUGCGUUGGUUUAAAUGUAAUCCGUUACAUUUAUUGGAGCUAAGCAGAACGGUCCUUUCAGACAUCAGUUAGUAGGUGAAGAGAAACAUAAGAGUACGAAUAGAAGAAUGCGAACAAACGCAAUGAUGGGCACUCGAACAAUUGUAAUAGCGGUGUUCUGUCUGCUGACGGUGUUCCUAACCGUCUCCACAGCACAGUCACAAUAUUACUCUGAGCAGCAGCAGCAGCAGCAGCAUCAGCAACAGAUACAGCAAUAUGAUCCAAACACACCUCCACAGCACCCUGGCGAGCACAUUUCGGGCCGCCGGUUCAAACGGAUGUACGCCAUGUGCCCGCCGCACUUCUUCCGCAUCGGCAACGAGUGCUACUUCAUUUCGCAGAGCAGACUAAACUGGCUGGAUGCGCACUUUGAGUGUAAAGAUCGCAACAGCAAGCUGGCCGAACCGAUGAAGUACGACGACAAGAAUUUGAGAAAGUUCCUGCAGACAACGAAGGAGAAGAACUUUAUCUGGAUCGGUGGCAACUACAACUGGAGGGCCAACAAGUGGCAGUGGGGCUACAAUGGAAAGGACAUCGGAUAUCAGUCCUUCAGUCAGAUGGUUCCUGGCCAGGAUUUGAAGUUCCACUGUGCAGUGCUUAGCCCUGAAGUCAAAUUCAGAUGGUCAGCCAAGAUAUGCACAGAAAAGUUAAAUUUCAUCUGCCAGCACAAGAUGCCGUUCGUGAACAGCCACAGCCGCAGCAAGGUCUACACCCGGUGGAAUGAAACCUUCCCGAACGAGCUGGCCAACGAAGUCGAGGUGGUCGUGGCCAAUCAACCACGCAGCAACAAGCAGAGGGACUUCUACCGUACGAGCAGCAAUAGCACUGUAAAUUCAACGGUAUUGUACAACCGAUUCAAGAACAAGAAACAAUCCAACCGAGCCCACCGCAUCAAGGCAUCUCGCGUUAAAAACUUUAUCGGUAACGACGUUAUCCGUCAACCGGUGGUAGGGUACGUCCAAUCUCACAACUCCAUUAACGGGAACGGAAACGGUUACCAUAACGGUAAUGGAGCCUUCAUGCGCGAUUUCAACGUAGAUAUUCAUCCCCAGAAGAAGAUAAACCGCAAGUACGAAGCCGACAACGGCGAGUCCCGUCCACACCAGCAUCGUCAUCACUUAACAGAGCCCAACGCUCGUCCAGCAACCGCAGCACCUGCAUCAGCGACGACUACAGUGACUACGACGACGACGACUACACCGACAACCGCCGCACCGGAGACCUUGCCAACGGAAGCCUUACACGUGGUUACCGAAAACUACCAACCAAACCAGCCGCAAGAGAACAAGAUGUCUCGUCGCGAUAAGCUCCGGGAACGGCUGGCUCGACUCACACCCGAAGAACGGAAACAGUUCUUCGCCAAGCGUGGCACGACUACCGAAAAGUACCAACCGAAUCAACCGCAACUGUCGCACGGAGAGAGGAAGGAUCGCCGCAACAAGCUCCGCGAACGACUCGCGCAGCUCACGCCCGAAGAACGGGACAUGUUCUUCGCCGAGCGUGCCAAGCGAAAACGGGUCAAGAAACAACGAGCCAAAAACGAAACCAUUCCGUAAGUGCGCUGCCAAGCAGCGAUCCGACUCCGUGGGAGGCAAGCAUGUUUGUGUAGAAAGAAAGAAAAAAAAACGUUGAAUACAUUGCCUCAAGAGUCCUUCCCAGUGAUGAGAGAGAUAGAGAGAAUGAGAAACGGGGAAUAGGUCGUAAACCCAAGGUUUUCGCUUACACCUUUUCCCACUCUCAUCUCGUAGACUCUCAAGAUUGACCAAUCUACAGAGAAGCAACAGAUUUAAUAAUAUAUUGAAAAGCGGUUCCUAAAGUCUGUCUUAUUAUCAGAUAAUCUAUCAUUCUUCCGCUCAAACAGAAAUGAUUACAAAAUACACACACACAUACACACACAUAUCCUUCCUUCAACUACUACUAGAGGAAAUCAGAGUUUUAAAAAUAAGAAGCAAUCUUCUGAAUACUAGUACUCGUUCAAAUGGACGAUUCUGUCAUGCCAUUAAUUUAACUCAGUUCAUCUACGAAUAUGUAAUACCAUUUAAGGAUACAGUUAACUACGUAACAAUUACCUUCGAAUCCAAAUGAACGAACCUUUUUUGUUGUUUAUUUUCCAGUUUAGAUUAAAUGUUACUAAAAGAGAACUAUUUUCAAUAAAUAAAACAAAAUCAAGCGAAAAAAAAAUGUCAACCAACAGUCAUUAUUUGUUAAGUUGAAGUGAAUUGAACGUUUUCGAUAUAUUCCGUAUGCAAUUACGCGUCAACAUCCAGCAACAAGUAGACUAAAAGCACUUAAGUAGAAAGAGGAACAAUCUCGUUACGGUUAGCGAAACCAAUUUAGAGGACAGAGUUUGAUAUCCAUUUCUUUAGACCAGUCAGUACGCACCGCAUCCAGUGAAUUAGUGCAACGCAAUGCUAAUGAAGAAGAAAGAGAAAAAAGCUUAAUCGAAAAAGAAAAAAAAACGAGAACAUUAACAAUUUGCCAUAUUAACAUUAAGUUUUAAACUAAAUAUGAGCAAACAGGAAGUCAAUAUGAAAAAAAAGCUAAAUUUUAAUAUGUUAAAUAAUUCUCUCGCCCCCUAAGAUCAUAGUGAGUAAGUGAAUCAGCCAACAAGUGAGCAAAAAUGCGAACGGCUUUGAAAUUCGGAAAAAGAAGUUGGAUCGUUGCGAAAAGAAAAAGAAAAAAAAAACAAGGAACAAGAAAUUAUGAAAAUAUACAACGACAUCUGUUGACAGUAUUUUUUUUUGUUCGAUUCGGAGAAUGGAAGCAAGUUUACAGAAGAGAAGAAAAAAUGUAAUGUAAACCUAUGAAUAAAGCUAACGAUGAUAACGUGGGAGAUGUCGAGUACGCAAAAACGGUAUUUGAAUGAGAUUGCAAAUAAAUAAAUCUUGAGAUAUAGGUGGGACGCUUUUCUUUUCGACAGGGGUGGAAAGGUUCAUGAGCAGUAAGCUCCGCAUUUUCUAAUUACUAUAAUUCAUAAAACUUUUAUUUUUUUUUAGUCAUUGGGUCUUCAGUAAGACAACCUUAGACCACAUUGUUUCAUCUGAUCAACCAUAUUUAACCAAUUUAUCAUUGUAUGGACAGUCCCAUGUGUCCCAUUUUUUUUAAAUCAUAAAUUUAGAACCGCUGGACCGAUUUUUUGGAAAAAUAUGAUUAUGAGCUAUACGUGGUUUGCAUUAAAAAACAUUGAUUUAAAAUCGAUUUUCAUGAUUUUCGUGACCUUAGGACCAAAGGCACUAUUGCAUUUUUUUCCGAUUCUGAGCUACAAUUUUUCUAAAAUAUUAAGUAUUGAAUAAUAAUUAUGAGCAAAAACUAAACACUAACAACGUAAAAAAAAGUGGGUCAAAUAGUUUUCGAUAAGAAAUAAAAUUACCAAUUAUUACGAAAUUCUAUAAUGCACCCUAUUUUUUCUAUGGAAUUACUGAUUAUGACGGUGAAUACGGGCCUUAAUACCAGAUAUGAAAAAAACGGUACCAAACCCAUCAUGCGACACAUCAAAUCACAUGAGAAUCAAAAAAACAAGAUCAAGGGCAGUCAAACUGUGUGCACCGGACCACAUUAGUCACAUCCGGACAGGAUCCAGGUACCCCCGAGGAAGUGAUCAACUGAAUCAAAUCCCAUCAUGCGACACUUCAAAUCACAUGAGGCCAAUUCCAGGCCAAAUAGGACAAAAACAUAAAAAUGUUGACUCAAAAUUCUCCGAUCUGCAUGAAACUUUGCAUAAUUCUCGCGUAACAUGAGAAAAGGGCCUAUUGAACGAUUAUUUUCAUCGAUUUUCUAUUUCGCGAAUAACACGACUGCAAAUGCAUUCUCGAUCAAGUUUUGUUUUUUUUUAUUGCUUUAUUAGUGAGAUUUUUAGCACAAUGGCUGCUUCAUCUUAUGAAAAAAGUGUGUUGUUUUAGGCACAAGUUAACAUCUUCUUCUGUCGAACUGUCUUGCGAGCAUAGCGAGAAAUUCGUGUAUGUUGCCGUGGUAAACCAAAGAGAAAGUCGAUGAAGACAAUCGAUCAACGAGGAUAGGCCCUUUUUAAAUGAUACGCGAGAAUUGUGUGUUAUGGGCAAUCAUUCAUAUUUUUGGAAAAUUUCGGCCGUUUUGGACCUUGCAUUUUAUUAAAAAUGGCGUCAUUAAAUUUUUCCAAUAGAUUGUAGCACUAAAACGUGAUUUCUGAUCGAAUUGACGUCUGAGACAAAUUUGUAUAGUGAAAUGUCUUUCUUGAAAAAAACAUACGAGAAAUGGAUGUAAUGUCAGCCUAAAUGCCCCUAAAUUCAGCAAUCGACUAAAUUUUCAAUAGCGACACAAAAUAUCCAUUAGUACUGACCCAAUGACGCAUUCAUCUAGAUAAUAUUGAUAAAGAGCAGAUUUUUAGCGAUGCGCUCAAUUUUAGAUCCAUAGGCCAACAUUAGAGCCAUUUCUCCUAUAUUACAAAAUUAACGUUUUAGU